UCCAGUUGGACCACCCCAUAAGGAGCUAACCACCCAAGAGUGCCUACUUUUGCCCUUGAUGUUCUCCACAGGGCAUUCUAUGAUGUUAUCAAGAAAGACAUCCAACAAAUAGUAAGAAAAAGACCAUUUCAUUCUGAUACUGCUUCUUUCUUUGAUUUUGAUCAGGUUUCCCAUCACCCUACCUCUUGUUUUGAAAGAUGUACAAACUUCAAACCAAAAGGGUAAAAGCUGCUGCUGGGCAGCUGUGGACUUCAAAUCUCUCCAGGAUCAGACAAUCUCUUAAAAAUGUUUACCAUACAUGUAAGAACCGGCACCCAGAUUCAACUAGACAUCCAACUAUGACUUCCUAUGAUUGUGAUAAAGAAGUUAUCAGUACUGAUGAAGAAAUGAAUCUUACAGCAACGAUCCAAGAUAUUAAAACCGCCCAAAUUGAACUCCUCAGCCAAAUGACUGAUAUUGUCAGUGUAGUACCCAAAAUCCAGGAAAAGAUUGAUUUUUAUCAGAAGCAAAUGGAGGUACUGGAAACCAGAAUGAAUGUUAAUGAAGAUAAACGAUGCACAAUAACUAAAGAUAUCUUCCCUAUGAAAGAAGACAUUGCUAUUUUAAAGAAGAAGGUGACAGAACUGGAAAACCAGAAUUCUUGCUCCAGCAUACAUUGUUUAGAAGUUCUGGAAGGAGAAAGGGAUAAAGAGAUCAUAGAACAACUUCACAAACUCCUACAACCAGAAACUCUGAAGAACACAUCGGCUUCUACAGACUAUGGACUCUCUUCAGCAGAACCAGAAAAAGUGCCUAGUUAUCCUGAGGCCACUGAUCAUCUUGAGGACAAAACAAUUUCUCCCAAAAUUAAAACUGUGGAAAAAAGUAACCAUCAAAAUGCAUUAAGAAGCUUUAAAAAAGCGAAGUCAAAUAUUUAUGUUUACCCAGACUUUAGUACAUGGAUCAAGCUAACUUUUGUCCCUGGAGGAAAGUGGAGAUUUUUCCUCAGUGCUACCGAGUUAGAGGAAUUCAUCCAGUGGCUUCUUUCUAGGCCAACCACCCCUCCUGAGGAACCACAACUUGUAACCCGGAGAUACUGUCCAUUCACUAGGUCUAUUGCAAGUUUGACCACAUUCUGUCUCUCUGUUUUCAACUAUAUUUACUGUCUUUUUGGUUUCUCAAAAGAGGAAGUAACUCGACUAUAGAGUUAUUUUCUGCUUUGACACAAAAUAAAUGUGAACUGGUUGUU
Messenger RNA from Neomonachus schauinslandi (Hawaiian monk seal), 1228 nucleotides. It is a transcript of the gene CCDC54, whose product is annotated as coiled-coil domain containing 54. The coding region runs from base 198 to 1184 and encodes 328 amino acids. The transcript has a single exon. The record is from RefSeq and is a predicted model, not a curated record. NCBI's taxonomy places the organism in Eukaryota, Metazoa, Chordata, Mammalia, Carnivora, Phocidae.